This is a messenger RNA of Tuber melanosporum (Perigord truffle), 129 nucleotides long. RefSeq lists its product as uncharacterized. NCBI's taxonomy places the organism in Eukaryota, Fungi, Ascomycota, Pezizomycetes, Pezizales, Tuberaceae. The record is from RefSeq and is a predicted model, not a curated record. Bases 1 to 129 code for a protein of 42 amino acids. The transcript has 3 exons.
AUGCAAGUCACACCAGUUAGCCACUCACACAAUUCUCCCCCCACCAUGAAAAUCGAGGAGACUUUCUCCGGUCCAACGCGGUUAAAUUUGAUUGUUUCUCUUGUUCAGCAACCCCCCCUUAACAAAUAA